AUGUACACAUGUUUGAUGUGUCGUGACUCAUUAGCACUAUAACUUUGUCGUCUUCGUCAAUGAAAACACUCGAAACAUAACAUAUGGUGCUAAUUAACAAUUCCCUGUGUGGGAACUGUUUGGUAUUAAAUCCCACACAAAGUGGGAAUCUUUGGCCUUUAAGCAACCUUUGCUCCAAGCAAUUCUAACCCUUUUCCCAAUUCUUCUCUUCAAAACUCAAACUUUCAUCUUCUUCAAUUCUACCUUUCUUCUCGAGCUUCGAAAAAUGGCGAUCACACACGCUGAUCUUGAACCCAGCCGAAGAAAAACAGAUUUGAGUAGCAAAACCGGUGCCUUUCUCAUGGUUCUCACAAUUCUAAUAGGCCUCUUCUGCUUCGUCCUAUGUCUCAUAGCAGAAGCCACACGUUCCGAGGUGACGUGGAUGAACAGAGGUGGAAAAGAAAAUGGAGCGAAAUCAGAAUGUGUUUAUAGUGGUAGUGGGAAAGUGCCAUUACUGUGUGCUGUUUCUGCUUUUGUUGGACUUGCCUUUGCCAUGGUUAUGCAACACACUUACAUGUUGAUAGCUGUGAGUAAAUCAUCACCUUCUUUGCUUACAUGGGACCCUGAUUCUCCCUCUGCCAAGUCCCUCACAUUGCAAGCAGCGUUUUUCUUCGUUACAACUUGGAUUUGUUUCGGAGUUGCGGAGAUUCUGUUGUUGGCAGCACUGAGUGUAGAGUCAGGACAUCUGAAGAAUUGGUCGAAAGCGAGAAGAGGUUGUUACAGCAUCAGAGAAGGGUUGUUUUCUGCAGCAGGGGUGUUGGCUCUGACCACAGUUUUCUUGGCUGCUGGUUUAUACCUGAUAGCACUUCGUGCACAGAAAAUGGUAGAGGAAGUAGCCAGUGUUCGAAGAGAGGUUCUAGAGGCUUCUGUUUUGUAUGCUUCUCCACCGAGAUCACCCCAACCACACUACAUGUCAACCGUUGCGAGAGAGAACCCCACAAGCAGAGAGAACCAGAACGAGCUUCUCUUAUCUGUUUUUCCAACUCCGUUUGUUAAAAGUUAUGACUUUGUUUGAAUUGGAAAAAUGGAAGGGAGAAAGUGGGGUGAGGAGUUUUAUUGUGUAAAUUCAUUUCAUUGUGUAUAUAACUUCUGAAUAUGAUUCAGUGGCUCUUAUUAUCUCCGCUCGUAAAA
This is a messenger RNA of Vigna unguiculata (cowpea), 1170 nucleotides long. Its product is annotated as transmembrane protein, putative (DUF1218). The record is from RefSeq and is a predicted model, not a curated record. NCBI's taxonomy places the organism in Eukaryota, Viridiplantae, Streptophyta, Magnoliopsida, Fabales, Fabaceae.